GGGACCGGGGCUGCUCCGGGGGGUCCCGGUGCCCCCCGCUCUCCUCAUGCAGGGCAUGGGGAGCCUCCGGCUGGGCAGCCGCGCCGUCAUGUACACGGCGGAGACCCUGCCCAAGGGCAAGAACCGCGUUAUGGGGACCAUCCAGAUUAUGACGGGAUUCCUGCACAUCGGCUUCGGGAUCGUCCUGACCACGCUCACCAAUGUCUACACCUCUGUCUUCGUCAUCGGAGAGAUCCCUUUCCUGGGCGGCGUGUCGUUCAUCAUCUCCGGGUGCCUCUCCAUCGGCGCCGAGAAGAGCCCCACGGAAUGCGCGGUGAAGGGCAGCCAGACCAUGAACGUCAUCAGUGCCAUCUUUGCCCUCCUGGGAAUCGUGGCCUUCAUUGUGGACCUCAACCUCAACGGGCUCUACCGCUCCAGCUUCAACUACUACAGCUAUCUCGUCCUGCUCGCAGGGAAUGGGAUUUCCAUCGUGCUGCUCAUCUUCACCAUCCUGGAAUUCUGCAUCGCCGUGGCCACCGCCAACUUCUGGUGCCGGGCCACCCGCCUCAGCUCCAACGAGGCCAUGCUGAUCGUCCCCAGUGCCACCCGUGUGGAUCUGGCUAUGCCACCGGCGGAGCUGCCUCAGCCUCCCAGCUACAGCGAGCUGGCUGCUCCUGAAGUCUGACACGGAGGAUGUUGGAAUGGGAUCCUGCCUCCAUCACUCCUAAAUCCCAGGGCUACAGCAUCCUCCUCCCACUGUGCUGCUGGCUGGGAAGUGCUGGUCCCCCCCAAAAGCCAGGGACACCCCCAAAUUCCCUGCCCCUCUGCCCCUGGGCCUGGCCUGAGGGGCUCCACUUGCUGGCUGCUGUGGGAAGGGGCUUCUCCAGGGGGGAAAUCUUGGGCAAUUCCUGCCUGUAAAUCCCUGGUGGGAUGCUGGGGUUCACUCGUGUGGGGGUUCAGGAAUUCCUGGUGGUUUGGAGUGACCCUGAUGUGUGCCGGGAGCCAGGCGGGUCACCGGAGCAUCUACCUCGGCUCGUCCCCUGUUGGCUUCAUCUUCUCUUGGGAAUAAAUGCUCU
Messenger RNA from Agelaius phoeniceus (red-winged blackbird), 1055 nucleotides. Its product is annotated as membrane-spanning 4-domains subfamily A member 12-like. Gene Ontology annotation, cellular component: plasma membrane. Gene Ontology annotation, biological process: cell surface receptor signaling pathway. The record is from RefSeq and is a predicted model, not a curated record. NCBI's taxonomy places the organism in Eukaryota, Metazoa, Chordata, Aves, Passeriformes, Icteridae.